AUAAAAAUUUGUGGUAAAUUUAAAAAUUAUCAUUAUAAUCCAUUACAAUUGUCACGCCCCAGAACCCAAAUCCGAGACGCGACAGACGCCGUGCACUCGUGAGACGGGUCCCACAAGUGCACAAGGCUUGGAACUUAUUUAAAUCACAAUCUGAUACCACAAAAUCUCAAGAUCAAAUUUUUACAAUCUGCUCUGAUAUCAUAAAAUCUCCAAAUACACUCUAGCUUAUAGGAUCAUGACUUAUUUCUAAAUCUAUAUCAAUCUCGAAAUGGAUAGCCUUCUAACUCGUCACUCCCCUUGAUUUCCCCGUCCUCGGUAUCGCUUCCUGAAAUGGUGGACAAGGAAAACUAUGAGAUAACUCAGUAAGUAAAUAUGGAUAGCCCCUGGGUAAAACUUUUAACAUGCCAGAUAAACCAUGUAACCAUAACAGAACUUUCACUGAUAAACUGUUAAUGCGAAAAUCAAAUUCGGUUCAAUAACAAAACGUUUCCUGGCAAAUCGUUAAUGCAGAAGAAAACUCAGUUCAGUCGUCUCAUCUAUAAGUCAUGGCCAGUGUUAUAACAACCCACUGGCAGGCGACAGAAAUUUGCCAAUGUAUUCGCCCAAUGGCAGGCGUCAGAAUAAACCGGUCAUAUCAAUAAACAUGUCGACAUAUGCUAGCGUUACACCCACUAACGGGGAUCAGGGAUGCUACACACCCACUAGCGGGGAUCAGGAGUGCUAGCGUUACACCCACUAGUGGGGAUCAGGGAUGCUACACACCCACUAGCGGGGAUCGGAAUUCAUGACUAUAUCAGAGACAAAACCAUGUAGGAUUACAGAAAAAACCCCAAUUUCACAAUCAAUCCCGAAUUUCAGAACAAACUGGAAAAUUUCCAUGCGGGCAUGGAUUUAACAGAAAACUCAACAUUUACAAAAUUCUCAGUUCAUCAAAGCAGUUCAGUCAAUUCCCAAAUAGGCAUGCUCUAUUCCAGAAAAACAAUGAAAUUCUCAUUUUCAU
Messenger RNA from Rubroshorea leprosula, 1000 nucleotides. The record is from the annotation of a GenBank genome assembly. Lineage: Eukaryota; Viridiplantae; Streptophyta; Magnoliopsida; Malvales; Dipterocarpaceae.